Molecule: messenger RNA, 1295 nt
Organism: Exserohilum turcica Et28A
Lineage: Eukaryota; Fungi; Ascomycota; Dothideomycetes; Pleosporales; Pleosporaceae
Exons: 2
Coding region: 1-1263 (420 amino acids)
Biological process (GO): positive regulation of mitochondrial translation
Source: RefSeq, a predicted model, not a curated record
AUGGCCUGCCACGACGCCUGGCUGUCGCUGCCGCCCGCCUGCCGCCCGCCCCUGCAAAAAGGCCACGAGCCCCCAAAGGAGCCCCCGGAAAAGGCGAGCCGCAAGCCUGGCCGCAAGAAUGCCUCCAAGACAUCGUCGCUGCGCAGCGUGGCCGUCGAAGCGCAGAGGUCCAGGGCCCUGAUCAAGUCGAGGGGACGGACGCGCUUCAUCGACCCAGAUGCCCAGACCAAGACGGUGACCGCAUACUGCGCCGCCGAGACGUACGACAUUGCUGCUGCCGCCCGCCUCGUCAAGGAGCAGGGCUACGAGCUCGACCCGUUCCAAACAGGCCUCUAUCCCCAGGUCAUCCACGUGCAGACGUCAGACCGGCCCUCCGAAGUCAAGGACUUCCAGCAGAGCGACAUCUUCAUCUUCCCCUCGGGCACAGUCGUCACAUGGAACGUCCGCGACCGCGAGGCCCUCAAGCUCGUCAACCAAGUGCUGCCCGCCGCCGCCGAGGACUCGCACCUGCAUCUCCUCGAGACCGAAGACCUCGACUACCUCGAGGACCCCAGCAAGGAAACGAGCGAAGUCGUCGGCGACACCAUUGUGCUAGGCACAAAAGUCGAGACGCCCUCAGACAAUGCGUCGUCACUUCAGGCCGAGGAGCCCGACCAACAGCGCCACGAGGUCGACACGGUCCUCGCCAAAAUCGCCUUCUCGUCUGGCCUGGCCCGCAGCACCAAGCUCGCCGUCCUCGAAACCCUCUUGUCCGCCUACCAGCAUUCCACCCGCGACAUCCCCACCAUGCUGGCCGCCUCCAAGCCCUUUUCGCCCCGCCGCAGCGCCCCGUUUACGCGCUCCUUCAUCCUGCGCAAGACGGGCGAGUUGCUUUCGCUGCGCGCCCAGCUCAACCUCUACUCGGAGCUGACCGACUCCAUGCCCGACAUCUUCUGGGACUCGCGCCACGAGCUGGGGCUCGGCGAGUACUACGACCAAGUCGGCCGCGCCCUCGACGUCGGCGUCCGCAUCAAGGUGCUCAACGAGAAGAUUGGCUUCGCUCAGGAAAUCGCAAGUGUAUUGCGGGAGCAGCUGAGCGAGAAGCACGGCCUGAGGCUCGAAUGGGCCAUUAUCGCCCUCAUUGCUGUCGAGGUCGUGCUUGAGUUCUAUCGCCACUGGGAUGAGCGCAAGGACAGGGAUGAUCCCGAGAGUACAGAGGCCCUGCUGCGAAGGUACCUUGAGGAGUUGGCUCAGGAAAAGAGAGCACGGCUUACAACCGAGUAAAAUCAACAAUAAUCUACACAAAAAAAAUUUGA